Cuscuta epithymum is the source of this 571-nucleotide messenger RNA. The record is from the annotation of a GenBank genome assembly. Lineage: Eukaryota; Viridiplantae; Streptophyta; Magnoliopsida; Solanales; Convolvulaceae.
GUUUGAUUUCAUUCCCUACGCAUUCGAGACACUUCCACCUCUCAUCCUUAAUGAAGCUCCGCUUUGGUCGGCUAGGGUUAAGCUCAUAUUUUGCAAUAUGGCCGAAAUGCAUUACCCCGAUCGAUUUCUUCGGCAGUUCCAUAUAAGGCAAGAUAUUCCGGAUGCUCCUUUGAUAGGUACUGAUAAUCACGGAAAUUGUUCCAACAUAGUAACCGGUGCCUUGGCGAUGUGGGCGAACAUACAAGAUCACAUAUAUUUUCUUGAUUAUGGUCAACUUAUGUUCGUCGAAGCAACUAAUAGGUACCGAAAAUGGUACAACAAGCAUGGUAUGACACGUGUCCAGAACCCUUCUCACAAUGUGCCCACGACAGGCUACACCCCGACAGCACACGAUUGGGGUAUUGUGAAACAAGGUGUUCACGAGAUGUAUCAGCUCAUAGCCGAUCGCGCGAGUUAUGAGGACUUACACAAACGACUACAGCAGAUGGCCCUGGACGUAGGUGAUGAACAGAUGCUCCACCGGGGCAUAUUCCAUUAUGAAGAUGAAGAUGAAGGUGGAAGUGACGAAGAG